Branchiostoma floridae (Florida lancelet) is the source of this 1608-nucleotide messenger RNA. RefSeq names its product kelch-like protein 24. The transcript has 2 exons. Bases 1 to 1608 code for a protein of 535 amino acids. Gene Ontology annotation, molecular function: protein binding. Lineage: Eukaryota; Metazoa; Chordata; Leptocardii; Amphioxiformes; Branchiostomatidae. The record is from RefSeq and is a predicted model, not a curated record.
AUGGCAGCAGGACAGAGAUCACAGACAUCAUUUGACUUCUGCCACAACCCACACGCAGCCUCCCUCCUCCAUGGCCUGCAGGAACUACGGUCCGAGAGUCUACUGGUAGACGUCGUCCUGUGUGUUUCUGGAAAAGAGAUUCCCUGCCACAGGCCCGUCCUCUCUGCUUGCAGUGGAUAUUUUCACGGAAUGUUCUGUUAUGGUCAUCGUGAAAGCAAGGCACAUAAGGUGGACAUCAGUGGAGUUGGCCCGGAUACACUGCAGCUUAUUGUUGACUACGCGUACACUUCAAAAGUCACCAUCACAGAAGGCAAUGCUGUGAAACUACUUGAAGGGGCCAGCUUCCUCCAGGUCCGUCCUGUGUUUGAUGCCUGUGCAAAGUUCAUAUCUGAGCAUCUGACUGUCCAAACCUGUUUGGACAUGGUGUACAUGGGCCGUUUGCUGUCCCCUGAGCUGUACAAGAGGGCGCUGUCCUACGUCAUGAAGGAGUUCACUGCAGUCAGCAAAACAGCCAAGUUUCUCGAUCUAACAAAGGACCAGCUCAUCACACUCAUCUCAUCAGAUGACCUCAGUGCCUCCGAAGAAACCGUGUACAAGGCAGUGAUGACAUGGAUCACUCACAACAUCGGCAACAGGCAGAAGGAGAUGAGAGAGCUGAUGGAACUGGUCAGGUUCCCCUUCAUGGACAAAAUGUACUUCUUGGAGAAUGUACAGACCAAUGAGGCCGUACGCAAGUCUUGCCAGGAUAUAGUGACAGAAACUCUCAAGUACCAGCUGUUCCCAGGAGAGGUCCAGUCACCCCGUACCCGUCCCCGCUGUGACAGUGGUGUGAGGGAGGCAGUAGUGGUGAUAGGAGGGUCCACAAUCUUCAGUGUGAUGGCUUGUUCAACGGCACCUUUUCAUUCAGGUUGGGUUCCUAUGACCAGAAUGAAGUAUUAUUUUGACCAGGGAUUUGCAGUGGCUGUAUUAGGCACAAGUGACAUCAUUCUGUCUGCUGGUGUUACUGGAAGUAGGGAAGUGUGGAUGUAUCAGCUAGAACUCAACCUAUGGUCCCAACUUGCUUCAAUGAAACUUCACCGGCACGACCACAAGCUGGCAGUGGUACAGGGUAGAUUGUAUGCGAUUGGUGGUAUAAAGGACCCAGAUGCUAUUACUAGUGGCCUCAAAUCUGCUUUUGCGGUUGUAGAAGUCUAUGACCGAAGCAAGAACAAGUGGACCGAUGGAGUUCCACUCCCUCAGCCGAGGUAUAAGCAUGCUGUAGCAGUGGUUAACGGCAGCAUCUAUGUGAUGGGUGGACGUAAUGCAGAGAAGCAAGAUACAUCUACAGUGUACCGUCUUAGCCCUGGAGACUCCAAGUGGGAACCGCAGAGCAACAUGCCAGAAAGAGCUGCAGACAUCACUGCGGCUGUUGUCAAUGGAGCCAUCUAUGUGGCUGGGAUACCUUCAAAGAUGCUCCAAUACAAGCCUGGUGAAAACGGGGGUUGCUGGAGUGUUGUAGCCAAUACAGGUGAUCUUGUUCCCAGAUGUGGGAUGACCGUGUGUGGCGGGAAGGUUCACAUCUAUGGAGGCUGUGGAAUACCAUGGGGGCCAUCUGGGUCGGGCAGCUAG